GUCGCCGCACCUGCCCCGACAUGAACGGGGCCAGCGACCUGCCUCUUUUUAUAAGAGAUAUUAAGCCCGGACUGAAAAACUUAAAUGUCGUCUUUAUUGUCCUGGAGAUAGGACGCGUGACCAAAACCAAAGACGGCCAUGAAGUGCGAUCGUGCAAAGUAGCCGAUAAAACCGGCAGCAUCACCAUCUCCGUGUGGGAUGAGAUCGGAGGUCUCAUACAGCCAGGAGAUAUUAUUCGGUUGACCCGAGGCUAUGCGUCCAUGUGGAAAGGUUGUCUGACGCUUUAUACUGGAAGGGGUGGUGAACUUCAGAAAAUUGGGGAAUUUUGUAUGGUUUAUUCAGAAUUGCCAAAUUUCAGUGAACCCAACCCAGAUUACCGAGGACAGCAGAACAAAGGGGCACAGAGUGAACUGAAGAAUAAUUCCAUGAGUGGUAGUAUGGGUACAGGUACAUUUGGACCAGUGGGAAAUGGUGUUCAAACCGGCCCUGAAUCAAGGGGAUACCAAUUUUCAUAUGCUGGUAGAAGCAAUGGCCGGGGACCUAUGCAUCUACAACCUCCAGGAACAUCGCAUGAUCAGACAGCCAUGGCUACUAUAAGUAAUGGCAGGGACCCUCGGAGAGCCUUUAAAAGAUGACCUAUGCAGAAUGCUCACAUGUAGUUCUUAAGCUAUGUGUCCUACUUGAACACUUACUGCACUUUUAUUUAUUAACUGUGAAGAGUAUGUCCUUUAUUGGUUUCCUUGUGCAUUUUUAGUUUGUUAAGAAGAAGGGUUUGUUUUUAUAGCAGAACUGUUGAGCUGCUCAAGUCUCCUACUGAAGAAUGGGAACACUCUGAAAAGCAGGGGCAUUUAUUUUUAGAGUAAGGUUGGAUAGCCUCUAAAAUCUGCACCCAUUUCAUGGGUGAGUUACUUUAAGACGUCAGCUUUAUAGCCUCUGUGAGUCUGUCUUCUGUAUAAAUUUUAUAAUAUUUACCAUAAAGCUUAGUGGGAGAUGUUCUUUUGUCUUGAAUUCAGAUAAUGCCAACUAAAGCAAUAACCACCAAAACCCCCCACAAACUUGUCAAUGCUAGCAGCAGUUUUUUAGUGUUUGUGGCUCCUGGAGUGAUUGACUUCUCCCUUGAAUGAUUGCUAUUAAGAUUUUCUGAGGACUGAAUCAUCCUAAAUUCUGGUUUUAUUACCAAAAAACCAGAAUCAGAAUUAUGGAAUAGAAUGUGAUCUAUAUUGUAACAAGUAGUUUUUAGAAGAAAACUGCAUUUACUUUAAUUUUAGGGCAGUGCUCUUAAUGUUUGUUAUCAACUCUGGAUUACAUUGAAGGAAAAUUUAAUACUGAGGCCUUGAAUUUUUAUUUUUUGAAACAACCAUGUUAAAUAUUAAAGUCAUUUGAGGGAGUUAUAAAGUCAUAAUAAAUAUUGAUCUAAUUAUUUUAAAAAAUAAUUGUGGAUGAACAUAGUGAAGGUGAUUCUGAGUGAAUCAGUGUAGUUGGAUGCAGACCUCAGUGAUAGGGCUCCAGGUCCUUAUGGAGCUCACCCAGAGUAAAAUCCCAGGUUCUUUGAGGGAGUGUGUGCGUGUUGUCAAAGUUUUUGAACAUUCACAUAGCCUUAUUAGCAAAGGUUGGAAAUGACUCUCUCAAGGAAGCAGAUUCAGCUUUAUUGGGAAGUAUCAUAGGUAGAGUGUCUGUGUGUGUCGGGCACUCAUAUCCACUUCCCUGAAGGGUGGUUGGCCGUGAGUUUCUCCUUUGUGGGAAUUUAACUCGUCUUGAAUAUUAUCUCUUGAAUAAAACUUGCAUUACUGUUAA
Carlito syrichta (Philippine tarsier) is the source of this 1794-nucleotide messenger RNA. It is a transcript of the gene NABP1, whose product is annotated as nucleic acid binding protein 1. Gene Ontology annotation, biological process: double-strand break repair via homologous recombination; response to ionizing radiation; mitotic cell cycle checkpoint signaling. Gene Ontology annotation, cellular component: SOSS complex. The transcript is spliced from 6 exons. The coding region runs from base 21 to 635 and encodes 204 amino acids. Gene Ontology annotation, molecular function: DNA binding. The record is from RefSeq and is a predicted model, not a curated record. NCBI's taxonomy places the organism in Eukaryota, Metazoa, Chordata, Mammalia, Primates, Tarsiidae.